This is a messenger RNA of Trichomonas vaginalis G3, 606 nucleotides long. Its product is annotated as cAMP-dependent protein kinase protein. Gene Ontology annotation, molecular function: protein kinase activity; ATP binding. The coding region runs from base 1 to 606 and encodes 201 amino acids. The record is from RefSeq and is a predicted model, not a curated record. The transcript has a single exon. NCBI's taxonomy places the organism in Eukaryota, Parabasalia, Trichomonadida, Trichomonadidae. Gene Ontology annotation, biological process: protein phosphorylation.
AUGGAAGGAUUUAAAAUCCCACUUGCACCAAAAUUUUUCGAUACUUCAGUUAAGCAUCCAGGCGAACCUUUUGAUUGGGUUUUAAUGGACUACAUUCCAGGCGUCACAUUAGAGAGUUUAUUAAGGAAUCAUAAGCGUAUUAGACUCCUAUACAUCCUUGAAAUAAUUACAGCUCUUAACCUCCAACUGAAAAAGAUGGGAGAGAAAGGAAUCAAACAUCGUGACUUGAAACCAGGCAAUAUCGUUAUCGACGCAGACUUUGUACCUCAUAUUCUUGAUUGGGAUGAUGUAACAACAGGAGUUUCAAUGACACAAAGCCCUUACCACGGAACAAUUCGUUUUGCAGCUCCAGAAAUUUUUGAAAUGAAAAAAGAAUGCGCAUCCGACAUUUUCUCAUUCGGAGGCAUCAUUUUCAACAUGCUGACAGGCAAAGCUCCUUUCGAUGAUGUCUACAACAAUCUCGAUUACAUAUUUCAUUUUAUUCCUGAAGAAUAUGAUGUAGAAGAUGUUGAUGAACAAGAAGAAGAUGAAUAUGAACAAGAAGAUGAUGAAGAUAAAGAAAAAAAAGUUAAAAAGAUUAAUAAGAAAAACAAAAAGAGGAGUUGA